Equus quagga is the source of this 1689-nucleotide messenger RNA. RefSeq names its product major facilitator superfamily domain containing 3 (gene SLC33A2). The transcript is spliced from 5 exons. Gene Ontology annotation, biological process: transmembrane transport. Gene Ontology annotation, cellular component: membrane. The record is from RefSeq and is a predicted model, not a curated record. Lineage: Eukaryota; Metazoa; Chordata; Mammalia; Perissodactyla; Equidae. Gene Ontology annotation, molecular function: transmembrane transporter activity. The coding region runs from base 408 to 1646 and encodes 412 amino acids.
UGAUGACCCUCGGAGGGAGCACGAUGGGCCGCCGGUUGCGAAGGACUCCUGUUGGGGACCGCGCUGGCCGGCCGCACCCAGGUUGGCCACUGGGGGCGCCCGCGGCCGGCUGGCCGGCGCUCUGGCCCGCUCGGACGCUCUAUGGCCGCCGCGCCUCCUAGCCGCGCGCCCGCACUGAGCGGAGGCGGGACGGCGGUUCUCCGCUACCCGGACCGACACCCCGGAACUAGGGCGCGAGUGCGGGCGCCGCUCCACCCAGCCCAGGCCAAAAGCUAUGCCGCCGUGUGACCCCUGAUGCCAUCCUGACCGGACCAACCCGCGCCCCCUCCCCUCCCCCCCGCCCCCCCGCUUCCUCCCGCGGCCUGGCCCGCGGGCCUCGGCCCUGGUCCUGGGCUCGCGCUCCGGCCAUGCGUGGGAAGCUGCUGCCGCUGGCCGGCCUCUACCUGGUGCAGGGCCUGCCCUACGGGCUGCAGUCCGGCCUGCUGCCCGUGCUGCUGCGGGCCCGCGGCCUCUCCCUGACACACGUGGGGCUAGCCAAGGUGCUGUACGCGCCCUGGUUGUUCAAGCUCGUGUGGGCCCCACUGGUGGACACGCGGGGCUCCCCGAGGGCCUGGCUGACGCUCAGCACGGCAGCUCUGGGCCUGGUGUGUGGGCUGCUGGCAGCGCUGCCUCCUGCUGAAGCUGGCCAGGCCGGGCUGCCCGUCACCGUGGCAGGGCUGCUUCUGUUGCUGAACCUGGGUGCGGCUGUGCAGGAUGUGGCCCUGGACACGCUAGCCGUGCAGCUCCUGGAGCCGGCUGAACUGGGGCCUGGCAACACCGUGCAGGUGGUCGCUUACAAGCUGGGGGCGGUACUGGCCGGGGGCGGGCUGCUGGCCUUUGUGCCCACCCUCUCUUGGUCUCUGCUCUUUCUGCUCCUGACUGCCACCUAUUGGCUGGCCGCUGCCCUGGCCUGGGGUGCCCGGGCCCUGCAGCCACUGCCUCCGCCUCAGGCCUCAGAACCUCCCCCACACACCCUGCACCUUCUGCAGGACUUGCUGGCUGUGCCUGGGACCUUGUGGACAGCGGGCUUUGUGCUCACAUACAAGCUGGGUGAGCAGGGCGCUGGCAGUCUGUUUCCACUCCUUUUGCUGGACCGUGGUGUCUCCACCCCGGAGCUGGGGCUGUGGAACAGUGUAGGUGCUGUGGCCUGCUCCAUUGCUGGCUCAUCCCUGGGCGGGGCGCUGCUGGCCAGGCACCGGCAGCCACUGCCCCUGCUCAAGUCAGUGCUUCGGUUCCGUCUUGGAGGCCUGGCCUGCCAGACCGUCCUGCUCUUCCACCUGGACACCCCAGGGGCUAGGCUGGGUCCUAGCACAGUCCUGAGAGGGGCAGCCUUGCUGAGCCUGUGUCUGCAGCACUUCCUGGGGGGCCUGGUCACAACUGCCACCUUCACCCUGAUGAUGAGCUGCAGCCAGCUGGCACCUGGUGCCCUGCAGGCCACACACUACAGCCUCCUAGCCACUCUGGAGCUGCUGGGGAAGCUGUUGCUGGGCACGAUGGCCGGAGCCCUGGCUGAUGGCCUGGGGCUGCAUCUCUGCUUCUCCCUCCUUCUUGCUCUCUCGGCCAUGCCCAUUGUGUACCUGGGUCUGGCGCCCAGCACCGUGGCCUGAGCGGGGCUGCUGGACUGGUCAAUAAAGCUGUGUGUGCCCGGGG